Ceratosolen solmsi marchali is the source of this 950-nucleotide messenger RNA. Its product is annotated as trypsin-4-like. Gene Ontology annotation, molecular function: serine-type endopeptidase activity. Gene Ontology annotation, biological process: proteolysis. The transcript is spliced from 4 exons. The record is from RefSeq and is a predicted model, not a curated record. The coding region runs from base 198 to 950 and encodes 250 amino acids. NCBI's taxonomy places the organism in Eukaryota, Metazoa, Arthropoda, Insecta, Hymenoptera, Agaonidae.
UCAAGGUUAUCAACUAAUUAUUACGUAUUGUUAACGAUUGUUCUUGGCUAGUAAAAUUUCGAUACUGCUUUUGUGAAUACAAAACUCUAUAUAUCAAAGUAUGUUGUAACGUUUACGAUCUAUUUUAAAUUUUACGGAGUUUGUACAGGUAUCGUUCGUUUCACCAUAUUGAUUGUAAUUAAUUGAAAUUGAUUAAUAUGCGAGCAAAAGUCCAUAUCCUUAUUAGCUACUGUAUUAUAUUAGGAAGCCAAUAUGAUUAUAUUAGUACGAAGCCAAUGAUAGGACGUAAUGUGCAAAUAGCAGCAGAAAAUGAAUAUCCAUUUAUUGUAUCAAUAAUUCGAAUUAGUCAGCACAAUACGAACUCUGUAUUACAUUGUUGUACGGGUUCGUUAAUUACUAGAAAAGAUAUUGCAACAGUCGAGCACUGUUUGGAGAAUGAACAAGAAGACUCGAUGCGAGUAGUUGUUGGUGCAGUUGACUAUAGACAAGGUGUUAGAUUUCCCAUACAGUGGUGGAUAACGUAUGACGUUUGGGCUAUAUUUAAUGGUAUCGCGAUUGAUUUUGAAGUAAACGAUGUUGCUAAUAUACGGUCGGCUGAAAUGGUAGGAUGGGGCUUAGAUAAUGGAACGGUAAUCAAUCCAGUAUUGAAAAAGGCAACGGUGAGAGUUUUAACAAACAGAGACUGUGUUGCUAUUGUUUCACGUCUUGCAUCCCGGACAGUUGCUCUAGACAAACGACAAGCAUUAUGUGGUGCCGCACACCCUUAUGUAAUAAUGACAUUGGGAGAUAAUGGCGGUCCACUUGUCUAUAAAAAUAAACUAAUAGGUAUUACUAAAGGAACUGUGCCAGCAUCAAUACCCGUGACUGAUCCAAAUUUAAUAAAUCUUUAUAUGUCUAUUGAAUACUACAAACGCUUCUUUUAUUCUAAUAUGGAUAUUGCCAAUAUUUGA